This is a messenger RNA of Phasianus colchicus (ring-necked pheasant), 3774 nucleotides long. Lineage: Eukaryota; Metazoa; Chordata; Aves; Galliformes; Phasianidae. The record is from RefSeq and is a predicted model, not a curated record.
AUGAGGGAGUUGAUAACCUGUAACUACCUUCAAGAUAGAUCCGGGGAUAAACUUUUGGGAGGAAGAUUUGUUGGAAGCACAGAUCCCAUCAUGGAGAUUCUCAGCUCUUCUAUAUCCACUGAGCAGAGACUGUCUGAAGUUGAUAUCCAGGCAAGCAUGGCUUAUGCCAAAGCCUUGGAGAAGGCUAGCAUCCUAACCAAAACUGAGCUGGAGAAGAUCCUGAGUGGCCUGGAAAAGAUCUCUGAGGAAUCAUCUAAGGGAAUCCUUGUAAUGACCCAAAGUGAUGAGGAUAUCCAGACUGCCAUUGAACGCAGACUGAAGGAGCUGAUUGGGGAUAUAGCUGGAAAGCUGCAGACUGGAAGAAGCAGGAAUGAACAGGUUGUGACUGACCUGAAGCUGCUCCUGAAGAGUUCCAUCUCUGUCAUCUCCACUCACCUGCUGCAGCUCAUCAAGACCCUGGUGGAGCGCGCUGCUAUAGAAAUUGAUGUUAUCAUGCCUGGCUAUACCCACCUGCAGAAAGCUCUGCCCAUCAGAUGGAGCCAGUUCCUGCUCAGCCAUGCUGUUGCACUGACCCGUGAUUCUGAGCGCCUGGGUGAGGUGAAGAAAAGGAUCACUGUCUUGCCUCUGGGAAGUGGUGUCCUGGCAGGCAACCCACUGGAAAUUGACAGAGAGCUUCUGCGUAGCGAACUGGACAUGACUUCCAUCACCCUGAACAGCAUAGAUGCCAUCAGUGAGAGAGACUUUGUGGUGGAAUUAAUCUCUGUUGCCACCCUGCUGAUGAUCCACCUUAGCAAGCUGGCCGAAGAUCUCAUCAUCUUCAGCACCACUGAGUUUGGCUUUGUGACCCUCUCUGAUGCCUACAGCACUGGCAGCAGCCUGUUGCCUCAGAAGAAGAACCCUGAUAGCCUGGAACUGAUCCGCAGCAAAGCUGGUCGUGUGUUUGGACGGUUGGCUGCUAUUCUCAUGGUUCUGAAAGGAAUUCCAAGCACCUUCAGCAAGGAUCUGCAGGAGGAUAAGGAAGCUGUCCUUGAUGUUGUGGACACUCUGACUGCUGUGCUCCAAGUUGCCACUGGAGUGAUUUCUACCCUCCAGAUCAACAAGGAGAACAUGGAGAAGGCUCUGACCCCUGAGUUGCUGUCUACUGAUCUGGCUCUCUACUUGGUUCGUAAAGGAGUGAUGGUCAGUGUGGGUCAACAAACACGAGAGCUGGAAACACAUUCUUUACAUGUAUCCCAAGUAGUGGAACUGCUGCCGGGUGGACUUGAUAGUAAUUUACAGAUGCCCAUCAGACAAGCCCAAACUGCUUCUGGGAAGGCCGUCCACCUUGCUGAGACUAAAGGCAUCACCAUCAAUAAUCUCACCCUGGAGGACCUGAAGAGCAUCAGCCCUCUGUUUGCCAGUGAUGUCUCCCAGGUCUUCAGCGUUGUCAACAGCGUGGAGCAGUACACUGCUGUGGGUGGUACUGCCAAGAGCAGCGUGACUGCCCAGAUCGAGCAGCUGAGGGAGCUGCUGAAGAAGCAGAAGGAGCAAGCUUAGAGUGUGGGGACAUAUCCCGUGGCUGCAGCGUUGUGCUUAUCACACUAAUCCAGAGUUAAUAAACACUGUGGUGUAUUGUAGUUCACUGAAACUUCUGUGUUGCGUAUUGCUUUCAAGGGACAAAAUUGGGCUUCCUCAGCCCUUCUGGGGCUGGUCACUGGUGUGAAUGAACUCUCUCCUUCCUGGCAAAGGAACUGGUAUGAGGGGAGAAACUCUACUGGGCAAGGAGGGCAACAGGAGGGUGUGUCUACAUCAGGAGACCUGCAAAUGAUGGGAGCAGUUGGACACAGCACAAGGCUGGACACAGCUGUGCCACAGCAAGCUAUACAACAUGCUGAGGAAAGAUCGGGGUGUGCGUAGGGAAAGACACAUGGUACUAUAUCUGUAACACAUGCCACAUGUCCAGCCCUCAUUGAAUUCCAGCUAGGACUAUCUUUCCCAGCCAGUCAGGCUGUCUGCCUUCUGGCAGGGAAAAAUUUCCUCAUCAGCUGGCAGUGGAACAUGCUUAGUCUUAAGCAGAACGUGGUCAGCAGGACAAUCCACAGCUCCUCCUCAUUCAUCAUUAAACCACCUUCUGCUCUGGUUUACUCCAAAAAACAGGAGUUGCAUUGUUUCCAGGAAAGCUCUUUUUUCUGUGUGACCCAGUACAAGCUAGCUGGGGGCAGAGUACUUGAAAAUAAGCUGGCAUUGCUGGCUAACCCUUAGUAAUAAUCUACCAUCUUCCCUUCUGCCCUUGCAAAUGUAAAAUCAGAACACAGGCAAGAAAAAGCAUUAUAUUAGGAAUGCAAGUGCACCACUUUGGUGUCUUUUUUUAUGGGGAAAAUAUUUGAUUCAAUAAGCAUUUGUAACAUUCCCCUGCAUUAGUGUUCUGCAGUGAUUUCUGCAUGGAAUGACUGCAUGGAAUGACUUCAAUGAAAGGCAAAGGAAAAACUGUUUCUAUAGAGAAGACGGGAGAUUUCAUUAAACACUAACUUGGUACUGACAGUACAAUAGUGCUAACUGUCAUGGAAAAUUUCUCUUUUGUCAAAACAUUUUAAAGCUGGUGGUUUGCUCAGCACCCUGCCCUCCACGCUGAUACAGCAACACAUUACUGACUCAGAGUACUGCAAGGCUCUGCAACACACGUAGGUAAAGGCAGGAACACAAGCAUUGCCUCACCAUGUUUUGGUUAAGGACUGUAGCACAGACAGUGCAAAGUACUGUGAACUAAACCUCCUGCCAUUAAUGAUGUACUACAGAAGACAAUAAGUGCUUUCAAUCUACCUUUACAGCAUUAGUUCUUGAAAUACAUAGAAGCACCAGCAAUACAAACUUCCCUUUCUUCAACGCUUCAUAUCACCCUCACUCUCCCCUUACUUUUAGCCUUAAACAUGAUUUAUUCUGCUGCCAUGUAAAGAACACCACAUUUAAAUUACUGCUCCAUAAACCACCUUUGUAUUUGCUCUGUUACUUUAUGUUCCAAAACAGAAACAGAGCUUGUGCCUGAGUCUCUAGAUAGGUUAGCUGUGGAAGGGAAAUCACUUCUGCUUACUUAACUGAGGGGAAAGGUGCAAUAGAAGGAGAGGUGACACCAAUACCCAACACUAACAAAGCCAGAGCAAAAGAUCUCUCUCCAUUUCUUUCUCAUAUUUCUUUCCUUCUCUCCCAUAAUCUUUCUCAAUUUGUGCUACUCCCCUCUUUUUCUUUGUUUGUAUCUCCUAGCCCUGCUCAGUACCUUAAGAGGUCUCAGCCAAACAGAUUUCCUCUUGCUCCUAGCAGCAAGUGCCUAGCAUUACUCCUUAUAGCUGGUACCAAAUGACAUGGGGCCCUGCCAAAUUGAAAGCAAAGCAGAGAUUUUAGCAGAUUGUCACAUCACAGUCUCCUACGUAGAUGAGUAGUUCAUAAUCAUUGCUACUUCCCACCAAUCCACCGUUUUCUUAAAAUUAUGGAAUAACAUUGAUGGGGAGGAGACUCUGAAGGUCUCUGAAGCUCCACAGACAUUACAGGAAACUGACCCAGAACACCUUCACACUUCCACUGUCACUCUAUUAUGACACAUUGUGAUCUGAGUGCUUAAAGCCCUGCCUCUCAUCCUCAGAAGUUCUGCACAAACAUAAGGAUCAGUGCCUUGGACAGUAGUUGGGGGGGACUUGGACUUAAAUCCCUGCUCUGUCACAGACAACAGGAAGUCAUUUAAGCCAAGAAUUCAAUAGCUAUCAAUUUAGAUAGGCAUUCUGAUAUGUAGUCUUUUAAUAAACU